This is a messenger RNA of Nannospalax galili (Upper Galilee mountains blind mole rat), 177 nucleotides long. Its product is annotated as DNA-directed RNA polymerases I, II, and III subunit RPABC4-like. The transcript has 2 exons. Gene Ontology annotation, molecular function: zinc ion binding; DNA binding; DNA-directed RNA polymerase activity. Gene Ontology annotation, cellular component: RNA polymerase II, core complex; RNA polymerase III complex; RNA polymerase I complex. Gene Ontology annotation, biological process: DNA-templated transcription. NCBI's taxonomy places the organism in Eukaryota, Metazoa, Chordata, Mammalia, Rodentia, Spalacidae. The record is from RefSeq and is a predicted model, not a curated record.
AUGGACACCUAGAAAGAUGUUCAACCCUCAAAGUUGUAGCCAAUGAUAUAUAUCUCAGGAAAAUGUCACACAGGAAAUGAAACAAAAUCCACAGAUCCAAUCAGACACAGAGAAAGUGAAUACAGAGUAAUGUACAAGAAAGAGACUAAAAUAAUGUUGGUUUUUGAUGCUCAGUGA